AUGGACCACCUUAGUGAUGGCCUGCCCUUUGCCGGUAAAGUUGACCAAGGGGCCCCAUCAGUGUCACAGCAGGAUGUGGACAAAAGUUAUGCUGGCCACGCUGUGCUCGCCCAGCGCGUUUCGAGCAGAAAACUGUUGUUUUCUUCGGCUCGACUUCUAGGCGUGACCUUUGCCUCUUUGGCAGUGGCUCACCUCAUUUUGCACUGCUUUCACCUGAGAAACUCUACACCAGCUGUUGUCCCACAGGGUAGAGCGCUAGCAGCUGGCAGCCGCAAUCCCUGUGCUUCGGGGUAUGUUCCUGACGAUGAAGCUGAAGACGACUCACGCGCUGACGAGGCCAGAGGUCAGCAGCCACUCAUACAACAAGAGGACACCCCAGAGAUCUACAUCCGUAUAGUAGGCGAUGCUCAACCGCAACCGGAAAAAAACCCGGCCGUAGAGGUUGCAGUUGGAGAAGACGAUCCUGGAGAAGGGACCAGUUCGCAGUGUUCGUCACAGGGAACCCAGGCAACAGACAACAGAUCAUGGGAAGAGGACGGUUUGCCCGAAGAUAUUAAGGAAAAGGUGUUGGAUCUUUUUCAGCGGAUGAUAGAAGUUUCAUUGUUGUGCAAAAACCUAUUGCCGAUGUUAGCUAAUGGCCAGCGCUUGCGAAUCACAUACAAUUUGGUGAGGCUGUUCUCAUUGGACGUGGGCGCAAUCUAUUGGGUCGGCAGGGAAUUAGAGCCUGUAAGAGCCAGCGUGGGUCACUCGCUCAAUCACCUGAUUUAUUUUGCUCUUCAGCGUAGCGGCAAGGACCACAAGCAGGAAGAUCGUCGCGUGGCACUUCGCCGCAUGAUGGAAUUGAUUACUGAACUUAAACAGCCCCAUUAUCUCAAUGACGGGAAUGAGCUUCCUUUGUACUUGAAAAAGCUGAAUGAAGUCCUGCAAACCGCCGCCCUUACAACUAAACUUUGUUUCGGCGUUCUGAACGGGCUGCUACAGAUGAAGCGAGAGUCUUACUCGAAACUGCCAGACCGAGUGGUAGACCAGCAAGCAACUGUCCUACAGGCAAUGUACCAUUCUCAUUCUGAGCAAAUCUCCAGAGACUUCAUGCUUAGACGGUUUAUCUUAAUCUGCCAGAAGCGCAAGUCAGUGACUUUCCUCCUUACGCGUCACCACUACCAGACAUACAAGGGUGUGGUUUCUGAGGUAACAGUAUUGCUUCAACAAAUUAUCGAUGCUGUCAGAAAUGCUGGCGGUCUCCUGCAGCAGCAGUAUAGUCUGGCCGCACCCGAUCGCGUUGACGAUGCUUCCAUAAUAUACCAGAUGCAGGUGGAACUACAGCGAGAGUUAUUGCGCGCCAAUGCUUUCGGAUCGCGGAACCAGCCUGAAUCUACAGUGCAGGCCGGAGCUGACUUCGCCGGCUGUGAAGCCCCGCCAGCAGUGGCAUGCCCACCGUGGGAAACUGUCCAAAUGCACCCGAGUGAUCCUCAACUCGGCUUGCUGGAGCCAGCGACAGUCGCCAGCAGCUUUGGGAGUCAGCUUCCACAAAUAAGUCAGCCGCCUCAAUUUGAACGCACGGUUGGCUUUUCGGGGUUCCCCCGGAAACACCCACUAGAAGACACUAUUGAAGCCAUCAGCGCAAAGCGUGCGUCGCCAACUUUUCCCCAAGCAGCUUUUCUGGGUACGCCAUAUCUUCAACCUAGUCAAGGUCGAACUUCUGCCACGGCGCCAAAAAGCAGUACAUCCUCGGGCCACAGAGCUCGACUUCGCGCAAGGUCCUUUGCUCAACAGUAUCGGAGUGAUUUAGUUGCCACACCUACGCAUCCAGGUCUAGUUCCACCUGUACCUCAGCCCUAUCCCACCUACAGCCUUUUCGGAAGCGGUGGCGUCCCGUCCUGGUUACCCUCUUCACUAUUAUCAAGCGUUAAGGCUCGCGUCCCUCCGCCUCUAACCCUUGAUUACACAUUCUGCCAACGCGUCGGUUACCCUAGCAACUACGUGAUGGGUGCUCCUGGUGACACAGAAAGCAAUUACCAGGAAACUGAUGAAGAUCAAGAUCAAGAAUAG
Molecule: messenger RNA, 2049 nt
Organism: Eimeria necatrix
Lineage: Eukaryota; Apicomplexa; Conoidasida; Eucoccidiorida; Eimeriidae
Exons: 1
Coding region: 1-2049 (682 amino acids)
Source: RefSeq, a predicted model, not a curated record